Molecule: messenger RNA, 4994 nt
Organism: Anopheles aquasalis
Lineage: Eukaryota; Metazoa; Arthropoda; Insecta; Diptera; Culicidae
Biological process (GO): nuclear mRNA surveillance of mRNA 3'-end processing; nuclear polyadenylation-dependent CUT catabolic process; nuclear polyadenylation-dependent rRNA catabolic process
Cellular component (GO): TRAMP complex
Molecular function (GO): RNA binding
Source: RefSeq, a predicted model, not a curated record
UUUCGCGAAGUUGGCCUUGCCUUGCCGAAACAAAAAUAAUCCUAAAACCAUCGUGGGUUUUUGGGGCCGUGUUUGCGGGCUCACGGUUCGGUGAUACGCCGUGCGUGCAGUGAGUCACGAUCCACGUUCGCCAGUGCCCGUUCCCGUUCCGUUCCCCCCCGCCGAACUGAACCAAGCUGUGCGCGUACCGCGGGUGCCGCUCGCGCGCGCCUUGUGCGGAAUUUAAGGAAACGAGAUUUACACGCCUUCCGACGCCGAUCGUUCCACUCCGACGCCACCGGACCGGUAAGCGGAAGUGGGAGGCAGCCGAAUCACCGACGUUCCGGCCCGCAAAGCUUGCCUUUUUUGGGUGCCCGUCGCCGUCGCACAGUGAAGCACGGUUGUUUACCUUCUCUCAACACGCCUCCCCUCACCUCCCGUUCCGUUCGUCCACAUCCAACUCAUCCGCACGGGAGCAUCACGGAUCACGGAUAGCACUCUUGUUUUGCCGGAUACGGCCAGAUCUGUUCUGCAGCCGCUACCGUGUCCAACCGCAUACCGAGAAAUCGUUGCCGAUAAAGGACAGAGAAGGUGAAACAGCAGCUUCAGCGACGAUUGCUACGUUUUUGGUGAACCGACUAUGAAACCGAGGCGGUGAUUGCUUCGAUCAGGAUUUACGGAAAGGCACGCAAGGAGCCAAGUGUUGUGCACACGUACAAUCGCAUACAUACACACAUACACCGUUGAUGGUUGUGAUAGUGAUGGUUGUGGCACCCUGAGCGGGGAAUGCUGUACGAUUAUCAGCCGCAAGUUUAUCAGCAGCAGCAGCAGCAUCAUCAUCAUCAUCGUCAUCAUCAUUACCUGCCAGCAGCCAGCAGCAGCAGCAGCAGCAGCAUCUGCAUCAUGCCGAAGAAGGAUUCGAAAUCGGAAGAUGGUGGUGGCGGAGGAGGAGGACGAAAGAGUAAAAUGAGUGCGGCGGCCGCUGCAAAGCUGGAACAGCAGCAGCAGCAGCAGCAGCAACAGCAGCAACAGCAACAGCAGCAGCAGCAGGUAAGAAGGAGAAAAGAUCGACGGGAUGACAUGAAGGCCGGAGGGCGACCCGGUUCCGUGGGACCCGGUGGUCCGGGCGGCAUGAAAGGCGCCAACUCGUCGGAUCCCUGCAGUAUUAACAAUGCCGGCGGUGGAGGCCCUGGCAGUGGGCUCGGUGUAGGCGUCGGCCCGAACAGUGGUGGUGUUAUGGAUGGUCUGGGCAAGGGCGGUAUGGGCCCGGGACCGGGACAUCUCGAUGGGCACCAUCCGGGCGGGAUGGAUGGUAAAAUGAAUGCCGGUGGACUGGCGGGACUGAUGGGUGGCCAGAAACCGUCGAACAAACUGGAGUACACGCAGCAGCAGAGCCAGAUCUUUGUGUUUUCGACGGCGCUCGCCAACAAGGGCGCGGAAGCGGUACUGAGCGGACAGUUCAACUCGAUCAUCGCCUAUCACUGUGCCCAGAUGCAGAAACGCAACCAGCUCGGUGGUGGCCCGUGCGGUGCAGGUGGUAGUGGUGGUGGUGGCGGCGGAGGAGGAGGCGGUUUAGGCCCCGGUGGUCCCGGUGGACCGGGUGACGAGAUGAACAGUGGCGGUAACAGUGUUGGCCCCGGGGCAAUGUCUCCCUGGAUGGAACAUCAUCAUGGGCACCAUCAUCACCACGGAUCACCGGAUCAUCAUAUGCGCGGUGGUGGAGGUGCUGGUGGUGGUGGUGCUGGAGGCGGAGCCAUGAUGGGACCGGAUGGAAUGAAGAAAUCGGCCACCAUUCAUCAUACGGCCAACUCGUCCUGCCUGGGAGGUGAUGGAGAUGGGGUCUCCGGUGGACCGCCCGGUGGCGGAAUGGCAUCCAUGUUCGGUGGUGGUGGAGGAAGCAACGCUGGUGGUGCCGGUGGUGGCCCUGGUGGUCUUGUGGAGCACCAUAUGCGUAUGGCCGGAGGGCCGGGUUCGGGUCCGGAUCCGUCGGUGAUGGGCAAAAAGUCGGCAACGAUUCAUCACACCGCGAAUCCAUCGGGUGGCCCGGGUGGCGGUGGCUGCAUGGAUCCCGAUGGUUCCGGCUUGCCAAUGUACCCGGUUGGUGGCGAUGCUGGCGGACACAUGAGGAUGGGCGGUACGGAUGGAAUGUCAAAGCCCGGCACGAUUCACCAUACACCGAAUUCAUCUUCCUGCAUGGAGAGUGGUGUCGUUGGAGGAGGCGGAGGAGGCAAUGGAGACGGUGACCCGACGAUGACGGGAGGCCAUCCGGGUGUCAAGAUGGAGAACCCAUCCCCCGUUGGAUCGCACAUUUCCCCGAGCGGUGGUGGGGGCGGUCCAGGAGGUCCUGGCAGUGGCGUAGGAGGCGGCGGCAUCGGCGGCGGAGGUGGAAUGGGAGGAAUGCCUCCCGGUGGCAGUGGCGGUGGCGGUGGUCCGAUGGGUGGUGGAGGCGGUAGCCACUCGAGCUCGACGAUCAUCGAUCAGAUGAACUCACUGGUCGCCUCGCUGCCACUGAUGAAGGGUGGCAACGUGCUGUCCCAAUCGCGCGGUCACCCGCAACCGUCGCUCCAGGGCGUGAAGGUACCGGACGAGAAUCUGACACCGCAGCAGCGGCAACACCGAGAGCAACAGCUGGCCACCUUGCGGCAGAUGCAGAAAAUGUUUUUUCCUGAGCAGCGCGGCAUGAUGCCGGAUCCGCACGGGAUGGGCAUGCGGCCACAGUUCCGUGGUGGUGGCGGUGGAAUGGGAAUGCCGCCCGAGUUUGGCGGUGGACCACCGAACCGGCCCCUCAAUCCGGCCUUCAUGAACACACCGAUGGGCCUAGAUGGUCCGGGUCCAGGUCCCGGGCCUGGACCGGGCAUGAUCAACGAGCAGAUCCCUCCGAUGCAGUACAACAAACCGAAUAUGAUGAAUCCGGGCAUGUACGGCAUGGGUGGUGGAGGUGGUGGUGGUGGCGGUGGCCCAGGUGGACCAAUGGGUGGCCCGAUGGGUGGCGGUGGCCCGAUGGGUGGCGCUGGACCCAUGGGCGGUGGAGGCCCCAUGGGCGGAGGUCCGAUGAAUCGUAUGUACAAAGCAGAUCCCGAUCCUAUCUUUCCUCCCAUGACCGAGAUGGGUGGCGGUGGAGGCGGCUACGGUGGUAGUGGUAGCGGCGGUGGCGGUGGAGGUGGCGGUCUCAUGAACAAUCACGGCCCCGGUAUGUUUGGCGGAAAUCCUGGUAUGCAGCGAAUGGGAGGCAUGCCGCCCGGUGGUGGCCCUGGUCCCAUGGGUGGCGGUCCUGGUGGCCAUAUGAUGGGACCGAAGAUGGGCUCCGAGCAUCCGUCAAUGCUCGGUGGCCAUCCAAUCCCUCAAUCCCCGCUCAUGGAUGACGAUCUCACCAAGGUUACGAUGCAGCAACAGCAACAACAACAACAACAACAAAUGAUGCUUCCCGCAAAUCCUCCUCUUCCGCAACCCGGUACACCGACCGGUGGUGCUGGUGGUGGUCUAAUCGGUAGCAAUGGCGGUGGACCCAUGGGCAUGAACAAUCCCAAUGGCGGCGGUGGACCGGCAGUUGGUGGUGCUAAUGGAACGGCGAAUGGUGCGGGCAAAACGAAAGAACCCUCCGUAUCACCGGAACAGGUUGGAGGCGGUGGUCAGCAGGGACCAGGCUCCAAUCAGCAACAGCAGCAGCAGCAGCAAGGACCCGGCAGUCAACAGGGCCCGCUAACACCACAAACCCCCCAAGGUGGACAGCAGACGCCCGGGCAACCACUUACGCCACAGACGUCGAUGGCCGGUUCGUAGGGCCGCGUAGGACCUACCAAAUUCCCUUCCCCUUCACCACAUCACUCACGUCCCCAUUGCCUCCCAAAUGACCAUGGCCUGACCUGACAGUUCUCCCGAUUCCGAUCCCGAUCCCGGCUCCUUUCCCGAUCACGCUCAUUUCCCCGGAAGGAACAACAAAUCUGCCUUAUCACUGAAAACCGAGUACGAGAAAUUCGAGAGCGAGACAAAUGCGUAAAUUGCAGCAGCAGCAGUCAUUCGUAGCAAACACAACUAAGCAAAAAGCAUAAAAAAAUAUUGCAAAUACGAAAAUCGAACAACAUUUUACCGAGGAGAGCGUGCGAUAGAGAAGUAGAACGGGGAAUACAAAACACAAAAAUAGAGAAGAUGCAUAAUGUAAUAAUAAGAAGGCGGAGGGAGAGAUAGAGGAAGAUAGAGGAAUGCGCGCGAUCGUGAUGUAGCAAUUCAGGGCGCAGAAACGGAUAGGAGGGUAUGGGGAGCUACUCAGAGAACUGAUUUACAGCAAUAAGGGCUACCCCAGCAAUGGCGAGUGUCCUCGAAUAGCAUUAUAGGCCUUCAUUUGUUCAUUUGUUUGGUGCUCCACGUGCCCAGAACCUCCGCGCUCUGGCGGGUAACCGUCCGUUGGCAAAAAGUUUCAGCACAAUAAACAUGAAUGCUCGAUCUUCUCGGAAAAUGUAGAUAGAACGCGGCCUCAAGGGUUUCGUCAUUUAAAGGGAUUUCAUAUUUGUCCUCUGAUCUGACAUCUUUACUCAUAACGGUAGCCUAGGAUGCAGUAUCUAUGCCAACAUGGACUUAAGAAAGAACGCGCUGUAUUUUACGGCGAAUCAAAGGUGGCUAUAGAAAGUAGCAGCUUGUUUCGAUCGGCCGCUAAAAAAUACUUAACUAGAAAAUGGUACAUAAUGCCUCCGAGAGUUCAAUUUAUUUUUUGUCUAGCCACAUAUUUUGCUUAAAGAAACAUUCAAAGAAAGUGCUAGAGGUUCGUUCGGCGAUACUCAAGCAACCAUACCGCUCCUACCUGCCUGCUGUCGCUAUAGCACUCGAUCGUUUCGUUUUCAAAGGGACUGCCAAACCAUCCAGCAUCCAAUAAGACGGAGAGAAAAGAGGAGAAAAGAAGAGCACCCAAUUAGCUGCAAACCCCGGCGGGUGGUCCUCUCCUGAUCAUGAUGGUCACGUCAGAGUGAAGUAGUUUAGUAUUAAGUAUUAAACAAGAAGGUCUUGAAAGUGUUGAAUAAUAA